This is a messenger RNA of Rhea pennata, 897 nucleotides long. RefSeq names its product CD86 molecule (gene CD86). Gene Ontology annotation, biological process: negative regulation of T cell proliferation; cellular response to lipopolysaccharide; cell surface receptor signaling pathway. The transcript has 4 exons. The coding region runs from base 1 to 897 and encodes 298 amino acids. The record is from RefSeq and is a predicted model, not a curated record. Lineage: Eukaryota; Metazoa; Chordata; Aves; Rheiformes; Rheidae. Gene Ontology annotation, cellular component: external side of plasma membrane.
AUGGAGGUGUGUAUAUUCUUCCUUCAGUCAAUGCUAUUUCUCCCAGGUAUUGCUGCCAAUGUGCAUCAGGUGAAGUCAUUUCUCAAUCACACUGCAUACCUAUCCUGCUAUUUUACAAACUCACAGAAAACUGACGUUAAAGACUUAAGAGUUUUUUGGCAAAAAGGUGCUGCUGAAGUGGUGCACGAAAUAUACUAUGGCAGAGAAAAACAUGAGAACCUCAGUCCUAAAUAUGUUAACCGCACCAAGAUGGAUAUGGACAGAUGGACCUUGCAAUUGCUAAAUGCGGAGAUUGUGGAUGAGGGACAGUAUACAUGUAUUAUACAGCACAGAGAGAAAGGAUUACCAAAGGUCAUACACACAUCUGAGUGUUCACUGUACAUCAUUGCCAACUAUAGUCAACCUGAGAUAGCACAGCUACAUACUGGGAAACUAAAGCCCAGCAAAUACUUGAAUCUUUCCUGCUCUUCCAGUGGAGGCUAUCCAGAGCCCAGGCAGAUGAUUUGGCUAAUAUCACAAGAAAAUACAACAUACAGGCAUGUACAGCAUAUGGAUGUGUCACAGGAUGCUGUAACAAAGCUGUACAAUGUCACUAGUAAGCUGAAUAUCACAGUUCCUACAAACACCCUCAUUAAUAUUAGCUGCUUGCUUCACCUUGGAGAGCACCUGGGGAGCCUUGUCUCAGUGCCACUAGUCAUAGAGAUACAGGGAGAAGAAACGGAACAAGAGAAGAUAAAUUUCUUUGGCCCACUUAUAGCUGUGAUUAUAGUGAUCAUACUUCUUCUGGGUUUUGUGAUAUUGAAGAAGAAGAGAAAUACCUCAUCUACUCAACAGAGUAAGUUACUAAUUCUCAUUCAUCUCUGCUGUCCCCCAAAUCACAGGCUUUGCUCUUUGUAA